AGCCAAGCAAUCACGAGACACCCCUGAAAUCUCUGCUUUGAAUUCAUCUUUCUACUGCUAAACAACCUAAUCCUCUCACCAUAUUUGAAAAAAGCCGUGAAAAUCUGCACUCUCCUCUCGCUUUCGGGGGGAAAAAGGGAGGAAAAUUUUUUUUCAUUUUCAUGAUUUUUUUUUUUUCAUUUUUUUUCAUUUUCUGUUCAUUUCAUUGCAAUUCUUGGAGUUCAUGAAACCCGAUAGAUUAGUCUGUGUGUGAAUUUUUUUCUCUCUUGUUUUUUCAUGGUUAUGGUUUUGAAAAUCCAUGCAAAACGGCGUCGUUUUCUGGGUUGUCAUCUAGAAAUGGAGAGGUGUUGGGAGGUUUAUCUGUGGGUGGAUUUUGAUUGGGUGUGCUUGGUUUUGUGAUUGUUUGGAUUGAUUCAUGAAAACCCAUCUCCCUUUUCCAUUUUUCUUCAGAACCCAUGUUUUUGAAUCAGUUCAUGCACUUUCUGAAAUCAAUUCACACAUUCAGAAGAAGAACUCCUCUUGACGGCGUUUGAGGGCAGAGGACUUCUCAAGGUAGAGAAGUCCAAUUCAGGAGCAGAGCUUCAAUGGCGACCUCGUUUUUCCACCGUUUUCGCCUUCGAAAACCGAAGAGCAAACCGCAACCAUUCCCUUCCACGUCGAAAACCAAGUCGAAUUCUGAUAUGGACAUCAUGGAGAGGAGGAGAUUUGACAGCUUGGAAUCAUGGUCCAUGAUACUGGAUUCUGAAAAUUUGGACAACUGGGAGGUUUCAAAGGACGAUCAGGAGGAAUGGACUGCUGAUCUUUCCCAGCUCUUCAUCGGAAACAAGUUCGCUUCCGGGGCGCACAGUAGAAUUUACAGAGGAAUUUACAAGCAGAGAGCAGUUGCCGUGAAAAUGGUGAGGAUUCCAAACCAAAAUGAGGAGACCAGAGCUUUGCUUGAACAGCAAUUCAAGUCUGAAGUCGCCUUGCUUUCUCGCCUUUUUCAUCCCAAUAUAGUUCAGUUCAUUGCAGCCUGUCAAAAGCCCCCUGUCUACUGUAUAAUAACAGAAUACAUGUCACAAGGGACUCUUAGGAUGUAUCUCAACAAGAAAGAGCCAUACUCACUUUCAACAGAAACAAUACUGAGGUUAGCCCUUGACAUAUCCCGGGGAAUGGAGUACCUUCAUUCACAAGGGGUGAUCCAUAGAGACCUCAAGUCAAAUAACUUGCUUCUCAAUGAUGAAAUGAGGGUUAAGGUGGCUGAUUUUGGUACAUCUUGUUUGGAAACACAAUGUCGGGAAACGAAAGGAAACACGGGGACUUACCGGUGGAUGGCCCCUGAGAUGAUCAAGGAGAAGCCCUGCACUAGAAAAGUUGAUGUGUAUAGUUUUGGGAUUGUGCUGUGGGAGCUCACUACAGCUCUGCUCCCAUUUCAAGGAAUGACCCCUGUGCAGGCUGCAUUUGCUGUCUCUGAGAAGAAUGCUCGGCCACCAUUGCCUGCUAGUUGCCAGCCAGCACUUGCACACCUCAUAAAGCGCUGCUGGGCGGCCAACCCCUCAAAGCGGCCUGAUUUCAGCUCCAUUGUUUCCGCCUUGGAGAAGUACGACGAGUGUGUCAAGGAGGGCCUCCCCCUCACUUCCCACUCAGGACUAGUGAACCGCAACGCCAUUCUUGAACGCUUGAAAGGCUGUGUCGCCAUGAGCUCAUCAAUACCUGUACAUGCCUGAUCCCAAUGGAAGGUAUGCAUCAUCCCCUAAUCCUUCAGGCCACAUUGUAAUCUGUCCAUACUUGUUCUCCUCAACCAUCUAAUGUAACCGUACCCCAGGAAUCUAAGACUGGUGGCAUUUCAAUACGGUACAGCAGAUGAAUCCAUAAAUCCCCUAAAGCUAAUCCUAACUGUUUGAUAUUUGGUAGAAACUGUGAUGCAUGUAAAGAAAGUUCUUACAGAUUGCUAUAUGCCAUAGCAGACCAUGUUGAUGAAUUCCUCAUUGUAGUUGUCCUAAUGUAUAAACAGAUAAGCCGAUAAACCCCAUGUUCCUAAUGUUCUAUUGAUUCAGUAAAGGAUGUGUUAUUUUAGACUUAA
Molecule: messenger RNA, 2062 nt
Organism: Vitis riparia (riverbank grape)
Lineage: Eukaryota; Viridiplantae; Streptophyta; Magnoliopsida; Vitales; Vitaceae
Product: serine/threonine/tyrosine-protein kinase HT1-like
Biological process (GO): protein phosphorylation
Molecular function (GO): ATP binding; protein kinase activity
Source: RefSeq, a predicted model, not a curated record